Messenger RNA from Eptesicus fuscus (big brown bat), 908 nucleotides. It is a transcript of the gene SECTM1, whose product is annotated as secreted and transmembrane 1. Gene Ontology annotation, molecular function: cytokine activity. The transcript has 7 exons. Gene Ontology annotation, biological process: immune response. The coding region runs from base 253 to 867 and encodes 204 amino acids. The record is from RefSeq and is a predicted model, not a curated record. Lineage: Eukaryota; Metazoa; Chordata; Mammalia; Chiroptera; Vespertilionidae.
UCUCCCCGGGAGGCCACCUUGAGCCGCCAUCUUGGACCGCCAUCAGGACUCUCCCCGGGAGGCCAUCUUGAGCCGCCAUUUUGAACCGGAACCACCUCCCUUCCCCUUCCGGAACUGGAGUCGGCGCUGCCACAGCUGCGAGCUCCUCAGGAAGAAGCUUCCGGUCCCUACAAGCAAAUCCGGCAAGGAGAACCAAUGAGGCCUCGGAUCCUGCUGGCCACUUAGACCUCAGCACCCCGCCCCGUCCCCACAAUGCUGCUCUGGGCCCUCCUGCUCACGCUCAUCUCCCAGGGCGCUGGGGCAGGAGCCUGGGACGACCCUGUCUGCACGGAGGGCGUGGUGUCGGUGACCAGGGGGGCGCCCGCCGAGAUGACCUGCAACAUCUCCAACCCCUUCCUCCACGUCAGCGUCUGCCUGCGGGCCCCCGGCCGGGGGGACUGCCAGCGCCGGGGGGACUGCCGGCUCGUCUUCACCCAGGCGGCCCCGGGGUGCUCCUCCUGGGACGGGUGGCGGCUCUGUGUCGAGGGGCCCUCGGCGAGGAUGGUGACGGAGGAAGCCCGGGCCAGCCAGGCGGGGGAGUACCAGUGGACCCUCGUGGGGGGCCAGACCGAGCAGUUAUGCACGACCCUGAACGUUUCAGAGCCUCCCGAGCAGCCCUCCACGCCCCCCUGGGGGACUCAGGACCCUCGCCCGGCCCAGGACCCCCGCCCGGCCCAGGACCUGCACUCGGCCCAGGACCCGCCCCCGGGGCGGCUGCACGUGGCCCUCAUCCUGGUCCCCGUGCUGCUGCUCUGCAUCCUGGCGCUGGGAGGCCUCCCGUUCUGGCGCAGGAACCUUGGUCGCCCCACGCACGUUCAGUUCCCGUGAGUAGGCGAUGCCCAUCCGAGCGGAAGCAGGCCCCUGCACCC